This is a messenger RNA of Sinocyclocheilus rhinocerous, 3483 nucleotides long. Its product is annotated as potassium voltage-gated channel subfamily A member 1-like. Gene Ontology annotation, biological process: potassium ion transmembrane transport; action potential; protein homooligomerization. The coding region runs from base 817 to 2292 and encodes 491 amino acids. Lineage: Eukaryota; Metazoa; Chordata; Actinopteri; Cypriniformes; Cyprinidae. Gene Ontology annotation, cellular component: synapse; voltage-gated potassium channel complex; juxtaparanode region of axon. The transcript has 2 exons. Gene Ontology annotation, molecular function: delayed rectifier potassium channel activity; protein binding. The record is from RefSeq and is a predicted model, not a curated record.
AUAUGUUGGGCAUGAUUAAGGAAUUAUUCCCUCUCCCCCUAUUGAUCCCACCUUUAAGAAGCCUUUCGCAUCCAUACCCCCCUGUCAGUGUUUCCAGAUAAAACAGACCGCUCGUCAUCUUGUCUACUCGUAAGAGGGAAAUUUUGCUGAUGCAGUAAUGUCUGGAAAUGGUAUGGUUCGCUUUUGCCCCCUUAAUGUAUCUCCCGCCUGAGCUGAGCUGCAGCAUUACAAUUUCUUAUGCAGUAUAAGCCAUUUACACCAAGGUGCCGCCGCACGAGCAGGAGUGGAGGGAGGACGUUGCGGUUUCAUGUUUUCUUUUAGCCUUUUUUUCCGCGUCUUGUCUUUUAGCACACUUUUAUAUUGAAUGUGAAGAUUUGUAAUACAUCUCAAAGCCAUAUGUAUAUAUUUUUUUCCAUUAUAGCAUCGCUUGCGAAUGUCGUGAAUCAUUUCCGUUAUGGAUGUGACAUUUAUGGACCGCAACCGAACAGUUUGAAUGUGAGAAGAUGUGAAGAGCCUUUUACAAGCGUAUUUUCUCCAACAAAAGGGAAUCGAGGGUGCAUUACUGACAGGAGACUGCCGGCAGAAGACGCAAUCCUGCAGUAGCGAGAGGCAGCCGUAGUGGAUGCAGCGGAACGGAGCGAUGGUCGAAUCAGUGACAACCACAGUGGGGCCACACUGAGGAAAGAUCAAGUUAUUCGAGAUAGAUUUGAGGGUCUGGAAUCGGAAAAAAGGAAGGAAAGCGACGCCUUUGGGAGGGCAGUUGGAUGUCUACUCAAUUAAAUUAACUGCUGCGGAGCUCCAACUUUGACCUGCAGGAUGACAGUCGUGGCUGGGGACAACAUGGACGAGACCUCUGCCGUGCCGGGGCAUCCGCAGGACACGUACCCCCCUGACCACGACGAUCACGAAUGCUGCGAACGGGUGGUCAUCAACAUAGCAGGGCUGCGCUUCGAGACCCAGCUCAAAACUCUCGCCCAGUUUCCAGAGACUCUAUUAGGUAACCCAAAGAAGCGAAUGCGGUAUUUCGAUCCCUUGAGAAAUGAGUACUUCUUCGACAGAAAUCGCCCGAGCUUCGAUGCCAUCCUCUACUACUAUCAGUCUGGGGGGAGACUGAGAAGGCCUGCAAACGUCCCGUUGGAUAUGUUCUCAGAAGAAAUUAAGUUCUAUGAACUUGGGGUCGAGGCGAUGGAGAAGUUUCGCGAAGAUGAGGGCUUCAUUCGCGAGGAAGAGCGGCCCUUACCGGAGCGUGAGUUUCAACGGCAAAUCUGGCUUCUGUUCGAGCACCCCGAAAGCUCGGGGGCAGCCAGAGGAAUAGCUAUUGUGUCCGUUAUGGUCAUUUUAAUUUCCAUUGUCAUUUUCUGUUUGGAGACUUUACCUGAACUGAAAGGGGAACCUCAGGAGGUGAUUAUAGGCAACAGCACCUUCUACACCAAACCAAACAUCCUGACCGAUCCCUUCUUUAUCGUAGAGACCCUCUGCAUCAUCUGGUUCUCAUUCGAACUGAUAGUGCGCUUCUUUGCGUGCCCAAGCAAAGCGGCCUUCUUUAAGAACAUGAUGAAUACCAUAGACAUUGUGGCCAUCAUUCCCUACUUCAUCACACUGGGUACAGAGUUAGCAGAGGACGCGGAUGGAGAGAAGGAAGUAAAGGGCGAGCAGGCAACAUCACUGGCCAUCCUCAGGGUGAUCCGUCUGGUCAGGGUGUUCAGGAUCUUUAAGCUGUCCAGGCAUUCCAAAGGCCUUCAGAUUUUGGGACAGACCCUCAAAGCCAGUAUGCGAGAGCUUGGAUUGCUAAUUUUCUUCCUCUUCAUUGGUGUCAUAUUGUUCUCCAGUGCUGUGUAUUUCGCAGAGGCCGAGGAAAAAGAGUCCUACUUCACCAGCAUCCCAGAUGCGUUCUGGUGGGCGGUUGUGUCGAUGACCACCGUAGGCUACGGGGACAUGGUGCCAGUGACUAUAGGGGGCAAGAUCGUGGGUUCCCUGUGCGCCAUUGCCGGUGUGCUGACCAUUGCCCUCCCCGUGCCUGUCAUCGUGUCCAACUUCAACUAUUUCUACCAUAGAGAAACCGAAGGAGAGGAGCAGGCCCAACUCCUCAACGUGAGCAACCCGAACAUUGCCUCUGAUUCCAACUCCAGUCGCCGCAGCUCCUCGACCGUCAGCAAGUCUGAGUACAUGGAGAUAGACGGAGACAUAAACAACAGCAUCGACAACUUCAGAGAGGCCAACCUCAGAACUGGCAACUGCACUAUCCCUAAUCAGAACUGUGUGAACAGAAGUAAGCUGCUAACCGAUGUCUAGAGACACAGUAGAAAAUUCAGUCACGUACAUAUGAAUGCUUACUUUACCUCCUCUCGAGAGCCCUUGCAAUGCGAAUAUCUCUACAAUGCAGACGAAAGAAAAAUACUACACCAAAACAUAUAGAACAUAACUGCAGCGAAUGAGGCCGAUGAUUCGGUAUAUACUUAGUCUAAUACAUUUCCAAAGAGGAUGAUUGAGAAAAAAGCCUCCUUGAGCACCUAGCUAACGUCCACAGGCAUUGAAGGACUCUCGACGAUGGGAUUACUAAAACAUCACGCAUGAACUGCAGACUACAUUUCAGCAAGCUGCACACUGCAUCCGGGAACGUGCAUAAAAGACCAAGUGCAGUGUUCGGUGGACGCCUCGUCCAUAGGUGGUCUUCCCAACUGACCAGCAAAGCACCUUAUAUGAACAAGACUUAUCUUCUGCUGGGAUGCUACGGAGGCCAAGGUCAUCACCUCAUGGACAUCCGCAUUGCUGCUAUUUUCCAGCAGAUGCUGUAAUUUAGAUAUCACCAAGUGAUUAAAUGCCAUGCCCUUUAGAUAUAAGACAGCACAAUGCCGAAAGAGGAGCCUCAUAGUUAGCAUGUUUUGAUUAUCCUCAUUUUGAUAUUGGCAUGCGUCGGACAUUACCUCAUGACGAUAGGAAAUCCAUUCCUGUUUUGCUUUUCUUUUGCGUUCGGUUCCAUCAGCUCCCCUCUCCAUCGACCUCCUCUCAUUUGUCACCAUGAAAAGUGCACUAGUGUGUCAUGAUUUGAGAUGCUCAUCAUUUAGGUGUAUUUAAAGACUGAAUGUUUAACCUUACGGGAAACAGAAUCUUAAUGAUAUCAUAGCAUGUCAAAAGAACCUGCAUUAUGGCCUAAUCAACUAAGGUACUGUGUAUCCUAGUAUAUUUAAUGCAUGACAUCGGUAUAAUACAGCUUGUUGCAAUUGAGAUACCUCAUAAGGGUGUCGUUGUUACAAUCAGGGAAACUAGGGACGUCGAUUCCUUGACAUUUUCUGAAAUGUGACAAAAUAUAUAUGCAAGCCCCAACGCUGGGAUGCAAACUUUUCAAUCUAAAACGUAGUCAAAGACACAGAAAAAGAACUAUCAAGAUACUAUCAAAUGCAUAUACUCAUACUAAGCGCACCUGUUAAAAAAAAUAGUAUAACUUAAAUAGUGCAGUGCAUGGGCAUUCUCUCUCUCUCGAGG